Messenger RNA from Notechis scutatus (mainland tiger snake), 1454 nucleotides. Lineage: Eukaryota; Metazoa; Chordata; Lepidosauria; Squamata; Elapidae. The record is from RefSeq and is a predicted model, not a curated record.
GGCGAAGUUGCUCUCGGCGGAGAAAGUUUGCUUUUGAACUUUGUCGGUGUGCUUGUAAUUGGCCUCGAACCCUCACCCGCGGUGUUGUUUUCUUCCCUCAAGGUCUGGCACCAGUGAUCCCUAUUGUAUCAUCAAAGUAGACAAUGAAAUCGUGGCAAGGACAGCCACGGUUUGGAAGAAUCUCAACCCCUUCUGGGGGGAAGAAUACACCUUGCACCUUCCCAUGGGGUUCCACAACCUCUCUUUCUGUAUCUUGGAUGAAGACACCAUUGGGCAUGAUGAUGUCAUUGGCAAAAUCUCCCUGAGCAAAGACGAGAUUUCAUCCCAGCCAAGGGGAAUCGAUAGCUGGAUCAACCUGAGCCCCGUGGACCCCAACGAGGAGGUGCAAGGGGAAAUCUCGCUGGAGUUGCAGGUGGUGGAGGAAGCUCACCAACGGUUGCUUUGCUGCCAUGUCCUUGAAGCGAGAGAUCUAGCACCACGUGAUCUCUCAGGAACUUCAGAUCCCUUUGCCCGCGUGCUAUUUAAUGGACAGAUCCUGGAAACAGCUAUCAUCAAGAAGACCCGUUUCCCACGUUGGGAGGAAAUGCUGGAGUUUGUCCUGGAAGAUGGGGCUGAUUCCGAGAUGCCCCUUGUUGUAGAAGUCUGGGAUUGGGACAUGGUAGGCAAGAAUGACUUCCUGGGACAGGUCAAGUUUUGUCUGGGCUCCGUGCAGAAGACCAUUCUCAAAGACUGGUUUCGCCUACUUCCUCUGCCCAAUGCAGGAGAGGAUGCUGGGGAUAAACUGGGUCAGCUAAGAUUGCAGGUUCGGCUUGCUGAAGACAGGAUCCUGCCUUCCAGCUGUUAUCAACCCCUGAUAGACCUCCUUGUGGAAUCUGUCUUGUAUCCUCCAGAGGAGGCAGAUGACCUCACCCCACUUGCCCUUCUGGAAGAAGUAUGUUUGGUGGAGAGUCGUCAAGAUGUAUCCAUCAAGCUUGUCAAGAUCUUCCUUGGGCAAGGCUUGGUUAUACCUUUCUUGGAUUACCUGAAUUUCCAUGAGAUUUCAAGAACAAAGGAUCCCAACACCCUCUUCCGUUCCAACUCGCUGGCCUCCAAGUCCAUGGAGCAAUUUAUGAAGAUAGUGGGAAUGCCCUAUCUCCACAAAGUUUUAAAAGUUAUCAUACAUCGGAUCUUCGAAGAGAAGAAGUAUGUGGAACUCGAUCCCUGCAAGAUUGAACCUAGCCGGGCCAAGUGGAUCUCUUUCAAAGCCUCCCUGUCUGAGGCCCAGAUCCGAGAAGGCAGUUUGGAAGUGCUGAAGGGGUAUUUGGAUGAGAUCAUGGAUGCCAUUGUGGGUUCAACCGAGAGCUGCCCUUCUCUCAUGCGGGUGGCUUUCAAACAGCUGUACAAACGAGUGGAGCAACGCUUUAAGGAAGCAGAGCACCAGGUAAGAAUCAAUUAAAAAGGAAUAUUUGUAGCGC